AGGAAUAAAGAAAAUAAAGAAAAUAAACUCUGUUCUGCUAACAAGGAAAAGCUAAAGACAAAUACAGAGUAGAAAGAGAGAGAGAAGAGCAGAGAAUUGCGUUGUACCCAAAAGUUCAAAGAGAGCUGAGGCAUCUUAGCUCUGUUUUGGCUAUCACAUCAUUGUUUCUUUGUACAGAUUUUACUUGCAAAGCUUUUUUCCCCCCCUGCUUCAGCUUCCAAUCUUACUUUGUACUAGUUUUGUUUGCUUUUUAGUGGGUUUGGCUAUCUGGGUUUUAUUUUAAAGUUGAAAAGAUUGAAAACUUUACCUUUUUUAUCUCAGUUUUUGCUUUGUUUUCUCGUCUGGGUUGUUUCAGUUUCCUUAUUUUAUAAUGACUAUGGAAGAGAAAACGGGUGGUUCCAAUGGUGAAGAUGGUGGCAAGGACCGGUUUCCUAUUGGCAUGCGUGUUUUGGCCGUUGACGAUGAUCCUAUUUGCCUCAAAGUUUUGGAAAAUCUGCUUCGUAAAUGCCAAUAUCAUGUUGUUACAACAAAUCAGGCAAUUACGGCCCUCAGAAUGUUGAGGGAAAACAGAAACAGAUAUGAUUUGGUUAUAAGUGAUGUUAAUAUGCCAGAUAUGGAUGGCUUUAAGCUUCUUGAGCUUGUGGGGCUCGAAAUGGACCUACCUGUAAUCAUGUUGUCUGCUCAUAGCGAUACCAAGCUGGUAAUGAAGGGUAUUACUCAUGGUGCUUGUGACUACUUAUUGAAGCCUGUUCGAAUCGAGGAGCUCAAGAACAUAUGGCAACAUGUCGUGAGAAAAAAGAAACCUGACUCCAAGGAUCACGGUAAUUCGGGGAAUCAGGAUAAGACUUGGGGAGGAACCAGUGAUGCCGGUCCGAUGUCGACGUGCAGUUCUGAUCAAAAGGUCAUUAAGAAACGAAAGGAUCAAAGUGAAGAUGGGGAUGAAGACUGUGAAGAUAACGGCAGUGAUAAUGAGGACCCUUCGACCCAGAAGAAGCCUCGGGUUGUUUGGUCUGCAGAGCUGCAUAGGAAGUUUGUUUCUGCCGUGAACCAAUUGGGUCUUGACAGUGAGUUCUUCACUGUUGAGAUUAGUGUUCCGUUCAAUGACAUUAUGAAAGCUUUUAAUUUUCUUUUUUGCUCUCUUUAUUUAAAUGCAGAGGCAGUUCCGAAGAAGAUUCUCGACCUUAUGAAUGUUGAAGGGCUUUCGAGGGAAAAUGUUGCAAGCCAUCUGCAGAAAUAUAGGCUUUACCUGAAAAGGCUCAGUAGUUUUGCAACUCAACAAGCUAACAUGGCUGCUGCAUUCGGCAGUAAAGACCCCUCUUACUUGCGCAUGGGUUCACUGGACGGCUUUGAGGAUUUUCUAACGUUGACUGGACCCAGAAGGCUUUCGAGUGCUUCCCUAUCGUCUUAUCAACCAGGUGGAAUGCUUGGGAGACUGAACUCCUCAACUGCUUUAAGCUUACGUGAGAUUUCUUCCGGCAUGAUCCAACCGGGGUAUUCUCAAACAUUGAACAAUUCAAUCAAUGGUCUCGGGAAGGUCCAGCCGGUUGUGUUACCUGCAAACCAGAAUCAAAAUGGAACUUUGUUUCAAGGGAUCCCAACAUCAAGUAAUACUCUUCCUACUGCCUCAGGCAUCCCCUUUGGAGAAUUUGAUCGUGUUAAUGAUUUGAAUGUUUUUGUUGUCCCUAAGAACUUUCUCGAUGCCGGAGUGAUGGUUGGUAGAUCAAAUAAUACUCUUCCUACUGCCUCAGGCAACCCUUCAUUAUUACAAGCAAACACACAACAGACACACAGUGGUACAUUUGGAAAUCAAUUGUCUCUCGGUGUAUCAUCACUGAAUCAGGAACCGUUUGACAUGCAUGUUCGCAGUUCUUCGAAUUUUAUUGAUCAUGGUAGAUGCAGCGAAAACUGGCAAGGCGCGGUUCAUUUAUCCAGUUUCCCAUCAAAUUCAUUGUCGACCAGUGAAGCUUUCAAUCACGAGCAAUUGGCAACUAAUAAUUUGCAAGAAAGCAUCUCUUGGGCGAGCUCUCACCUUAAUAACAUCCCUCUUGAUCAUUCUUCUCCCCUGGCAAAUUCGACGAUUUCGAAGGACUCUAGAGGAGACAUAUCCCAAGUUGGUCUAAAGAAUAAUGUCAUUCAGGAUAUCGAUUACACAACAAAGCAACAGAGGGUCUAUCGAAGGCACGAUUACAACGGAAAUAUGAAUCGUUCAUUCAGCAGAAUGGACUCCCUGGUUUCUGCAAGUGGACUUGUGGUGGACCAAAGCAAUGCCAUCGACAAUAAAUUAAACGAUGUUUCUUUGUUCAGCCAAUUUUCCGGUGGCAGUGCUUAUGUUGUUCCACACCUUGAGGGUGAGAAAUCCGCUUUCGAUACAAAAUCGAGAUUGAAUGUGGGCUUCCUCUUUGACCAGACCAAGUCACAGAGUGGUUUCAGUCAAACUGAUUUCGAACCCUCAGAUGAUAUAAAGAUGUCCAUGAUCAAAUCGGAGCAAAAUAAUGAGCCUCCAUUGUUGGACGGAGAAUUCGGAUUCGAUGCGUACUCCCUUGGAUCAUGCAUAUGAGAAGCUUGAUGCUGAUUCUAAGAUAUAUGGGGUGGUUGCUUCAUUUAAUACCUUGUCGAAAUUGAUGACAACAUCUUUCUUUAUGGAUUUCAUUCUUCAUGUCCUGCAAAUUGAUGAAAUUGUAGUUUGAGAAAUGUUUAGUUUCUCAGUUUUUCUUAGUUUCGUUUGUAUCUUGUUUGUCAUAGUUAUGUGAAGGUUACAGAAGAGUUAUA
Molecule: messenger RNA, 2769 nt
Organism: Hibiscus syriacus
Lineage: Eukaryota; Viridiplantae; Streptophyta; Magnoliopsida; Malvales; Malvaceae
Product: two-component response regulator ORR24-like
Exons: 5
Coding region: 371-2557 (728 amino acids)
Biological process (GO): phosphorelay signal transduction system; cytokinin-activated signaling pathway
Molecular function (GO): DNA binding; DNA-binding transcription factor activity
Source: RefSeq, a predicted model, not a curated record